This is a messenger RNA of Schistosoma haematobium, 234 nucleotides long. RefSeq lists its product as uncharacterized. The record is from RefSeq and is a predicted model, not a curated record. The transcript is spliced from 2 exons. Lineage: Eukaryota; Metazoa; Platyhelminthes; Trematoda; Strigeidida; Schistosomatidae. Bases 1 to 234 code for a protein of 77 amino acids.
AUGCGUUCAGCUUCUUGUUUGAGACGUUAUGCUAGGCAUUUCUCUUCAAGCAUCCAAAGAAGCCAGCUAGAUAUCACAAAAGUUUCAUUAAAAGAUGUGAUCGAUCAAGGGUUCAGUAAUCACUCGAAACCGUUCACUGAGGAUAAGGAAACUAAGAUCACACGCUUGAGUAAUGGUCUUCGUGUGGCUUCUCAAAACAAACUUGGUAGCCAGUGUGCAAUAGGAGUCAUCUGA